AUGUUGCGAAGUUGUGCUAGUGCAAACGACGGCCCGUUGGUGCCCUAUCUUCGCAUUUGUCCCAGCGAUCAAGGAAUCAGGGUGCGUUGGGAUGAAGUGCAAUUAAAAUCGCGUAAAGUGGAAGAAAUUCGGGUGAGUGUAAAUGAGGAAGACGGCUCCGGUGGCACGAUGGAGGCGAAGGUGAACGUGAACGAUGGAGUGGUCGAUAUUGAUGGGCUGAGACCCUCCACACUGUAUGCGGUAGAGGUGGAAGGCUAUCGACAGGCUACUCGUGUUUUUGCCAACUGCAGUGUAAUCAAAACCCGCCAAAGCGCUCCUCCGUGCAUAGAGGCUGUGGAAGGAAGAGCACUGUCAGCGACAGAAAUAUACCUAACGUGGUCUGACACUGAGCAUCCCAAUGUCACAGUCAAAUCCUACCUUGCCACUUGUGUUGUGGCCACUGCCCCAGGCAGCUCACCAAUAAGGGCUUCAACCAAAGACAACGAGACGCUGUCUGUUACAGUUGGAGGCCUCAAUCCAGAUGCAGAGUAUCGAUGCACCGUGUUUGCAAAUGGAGAAGAGGUGAAUGAGCACAAUCCGCCGCGAUGCAGAGGCCGUGAAAUGCCAAUUACCAUUCGAACCAUGGCUUUGGGUGCGUUGAAGCAUUGA
Messenger RNA from Hydatigera taeniaeformis, 648 nucleotides. Lineage: Eukaryota; Metazoa; Platyhelminthes; Cestoda; Cyclophyllidea; Taeniidae. The record is from the annotation of a GenBank genome assembly.